This is a messenger RNA of Megalobrama amblycephala (Wuchang bream), 1416 nucleotides long. RefSeq names its product protein phosphatase 1, regulatory subunit 32 (gene saxo4). The transcript is spliced from 12 exons. The record is from RefSeq and is a predicted model, not a curated record. NCBI's taxonomy places the organism in Eukaryota, Metazoa, Chordata, Actinopteri, Cypriniformes, Xenocyprididae. Bases 150 to 1127 code for a protein of 325 amino acids. Gene Ontology annotation, molecular function: phosphatase binding.
CGCAAUUGUACUGUAAAUCCGUUACCUCACCUUCCCGCGUCUUGUCACAUACGUGUCACGUGACAAGCUCGUCUGUGAUUGUCCUGGUAACGGUUACCUGGUAACGAGCGCGAGGAUAAAAGAGCAACGGCACACAGUCACAGUUACAGAUGGUUGGACCCUUGGGUGCAGUCAAGCCUUCGCAUGGAACGGGCAGACCAGGGGGGCGUCCCACCAACGCUGGCCUCGACCAAUACUGCACCACCUUUAGACAGUCUUAUGGUAAGGAGUUAUUCCUGCCAAGUGUAGGUCAUCAUUUUGGGACAGGUUACUCUGCCAACCACCGUCCUGUUCUGUACUACAGCUCCAGCCUGGACCGCUAUGAUAAUCCACAGUUUGGUCUCUCACUGUUGGACAGUUUUGAGUCUCAAUCGAAGCGUCAUUACCAGCGUCUGGCUCUGCCUGACGGGACGGCGCCUUUGGCCUGCUCGGGGUCCAGACGCAGAGAGAGUGGAUAUUUGCAGCUCCAAACUCAGCCAAGACCCAGAGCAGCGUCCCGUCAGACUGAAUAUAAAGGCACUUACAUUCCUCACCGCCUCAAAGUUUUAGUUGGACCCAUAGAAGAGAGUGGAUACACUGAGGGAACCAAUCUACAGCCAAACACCUUCCUUCCUCAACACAUUAACAUGGACGACGCUCGCAGGAUACAGGAAAGUGUGACGAGGACUGACUUCCUGCCCGGAUCUUUCCUACAGGGCAGUGAAGCAUUACCAAAACUUGCCUCCCGUGCACUUCGAGAAACUGGAUUUACAAGAGAAACCCAAAGGCCUCUGACCAGUUCAGCCUCUCUGCAGGGUGGCUUUAGUGAGGACAGCAGACAGAAGACUGGACCUGCUGUAACUAGAUUGUCCAUUGGGCCAACGGGCUCAUCAGGAUUCGUCCUGAACGCCCCCAACAUCACAAGCCUCUCACAUACACCAGCCGACCCACAACACUUCCUCACACACUACCAAAGCAAGUUUUGUGACAAAUCAUCAGUGGAGCAGCAGAGAUCAGAUUGGGUGAGAGGAGGCAUACAGAGACACAGAGAGAGCGGGUACAGUGGACGAGACACGGAUAGGUGUUUUUCUGCUGAAGUGUUGAUGUAAUGCAUCAAAGUUCAGUCUUGAUGUUCCACGGUGUCAGAGCAGCACAACCCCCUAGUGGCCAUUUCUUGUCAUAAGCCUUGUGAACCUGAGGGGGAGCGUUGACAUCCAGGUAUUCAUCGGUCUGAAAUCUAGACUAGACAUCAGUUUUUGUUUAUUAUGCUUGAGAUACUUAUAAGCUUCAUUUGAAGUUUUCUCAAUAUUAAUGCACAACCAUAUAUUUUCAAUUCUUCCGUUAUGAAAUGGUCCAUUUUUGUCAUCAUUUACAGUCACCAUGAAAUCAAAAUGGAUG